GUUUCUGUGUGUUGGCCCUGUGAUGGAUUGGCGAUCUGUCCUUUUGUCCUAUGUCAGCAGGGAUUGGCUCCAGCUCCCCUGCGACCCUCAUAUGGAGAAGUCAGAUGAAAGAAAAAUUCCUCCUCAAAGACAAACAUCAUAGCUCACUUGGUUGUUGGCUGUGGCAACAACUCAGUCAGAGAGGAGACUCUGAACCGCUUGGAAAACGCUGUGGUAAACACAGUAUGGCUGUAACUGGGGAUGAGACAGAAACAGCUCCUGAAGAUGACCAGCGACAAAAUCCCAGCUCCAGUAUUCCACAUGGGGUGGGCGACAAUAACGUCUCUCACUACUCAAUAGCCUUAUCAGAACUACGAAAGAGAAAAGUUUGCUCGAUAAAGAAAAGGAUUUUUGCCCAGACAUGUCAACGAAUAAAGAAGGAAUAUGUGAAAAAGUUGGAAGAACGCGUGGCCAUAUUAAGACAUCAAAACAGGAUUCUCACUAAGGAGCUCAGAGCCUUGAGAAAAAAGCAAAAAGAUGCGAAAAAUAACACAAUGGCUACAUUAAAGUGUGACAACAAGAUGGCAAGGAAUGGUUGGAAUAUGGACCUAGAGACAUCCUUUUAGAAAGCUUUGCAGACUCACCCGGGGAGUAGUGAAAGUGUGAUGUCAUCGCCCGCCUCCUCAGCGGAAAAAGCCAAAAUGAAUCCACAAGUUUCACAAUUAAACAUUAACUCUGUUUCUUUUGUUCAGUUUUAAAUGAAACACACCUGCAUGUGUUUAGAGGUGUAUACAUGAUAUGUGCUGUUUAAAUGUGACUUUGCUUUUAGUUAUUUAUUUAGAUUUUACUUUUGAAUUUUUUCUACUGCUGUCUCUUUAUUAUGAAGAAAAAAUAUAUUUGCCUCAAUAAAUAAUGUUUUCCCAUGUGUGAGUAUACCUUAAAUUAAGACCUACAUAAUAUAAUUAUAGUUCAGUAAGUUAAGUUAACCAGGGACCAUUUUUUUGUAAUGCAAGUCAAAACAAAGUGAUUCCAUUUGUUCUUAAUCUGAGCCAGAGAGACAAAAGAAAGAAAGAUAACAAAGCAAGUAUGUGUGUUGAUUGCUUGGCGUGUCACUGACAAAGCAAAGUAAUCUUUCCUGGCAGAAGGCUGUAUGCAAGUUCCCUGCUCUGUCGCUCUCAAGCUGUUUUCUGGGAGGAAAACAAUG
Solea solea (common sole) is the source of this 1183-nucleotide messenger RNA. RefSeq names its product cyclic AMP response element-binding protein B-like. The transcript is spliced from 4 exons. Bases 51 to 605 code for a protein of 184 amino acids. The record is from RefSeq and is a predicted model, not a curated record. NCBI's taxonomy places the organism in Eukaryota, Metazoa, Chordata, Actinopteri, Pleuronectiformes, Soleidae.